Messenger RNA from Miscanthus lutarioriparius, 1200 nucleotides. Lineage: Eukaryota; Viridiplantae; Streptophyta; Magnoliopsida; Poales; Poaceae. The record is from the annotation of a GenBank genome assembly.
AUGGUGCCUAGUGCCUGCUGCCUGGGAUUUGGUUGGGGUACUGAGGCACAAGAUGUGGUGCUGCAGGGGCAAGGCGGCAAGCCAGAUCUCAUCCUCAGCUACCACCACUACAGACCAGGGCCACAUCAACCCCAUGUUCCGUCUCGCCGGAGUCCUUCACAGGCGCGGCUUCGCCAUCACCGUCUUCCUUCACAGGCCGGCCCGCCCCCGGUCACCAUCGAGGACAGCUUUGCCCAAAUAAUCUCGGUCGGCGACGCGUGCGAGGCUGCCUUCCGGGACCGCCUCGCCGCGGUCCUGCAGGAGUACUCCAGGGACGCCGACGCGCACCUGCUGGAGAUUUUCCAGGUGGCCACGAGUCUCUCCGUGCCCACGCUCGCGCUGCGCACCGGUAGCGCCGCCUGCUUUGCGUGCUUCCUCGCGUACCCGAUGCUCUGCGAGAAAGGCUACCUCCCCGUGAAAGGCACGUCCUGCUGCUGCUGUGCUGUUCAGCAUGUACUUCUACUUCUGGCUGACUCGCAGCUUGACCUGCCAGUGGCGGAGCUGCCGCCGUACCGGGUGCGCGAUCUGAUGCACAUCGGUGAGCCCGGCCACCACCUGAUGCCCGAACUGCUGGCGCGCGCCGUGGCGGCUGUCAACAUCUCCUCGGGCCUCAUACUCGACACGUUCGACGCGCUGGAGCGCCGCGAGCUGGAUCGCCUCCGGCGGGACCUUGCCGUGCCGGUGUUCGACAUCGGCCCGCUCCACAAGCUCUCACCCGACGGCGACAGCAGCCUGCUACGCCAAGACCGGAGCUGCCUGGAGUGGCUGGAUGCGUUUCCGCCGGAGUCGGUGCUCUACGUGAGCUUCGGCAGCGUGGCCUGGAUGAGCCCGCGGCACCUGGUGGAGACGGCGUGGGGCAUCGCCGACAGCGGCGUGCCGUUCCUCUGGGUGGUCCGGCCAGGCCUCGUUCGCGGGUGCGCGCCAGAGAUGGGGGACACCAGGUACGUGGAGCACGUGUGGAGAGUGGGGUUCGAGGUCGGCGGCGACCUCGAGAGGGGCAGCGUGGAGGCGGCCAUCCGGCGGCUUAUGACAGGUGAGGACGGUGCCGAGAUGAGGGCGAGGGCCGGUGAGCAGAAGAAGGCAGCUGCUGAGUACGCUGGCAAGGCCUGCUCGUCGCGCAUGGCCAUCGAUAAGCUGGUCACACACAUCAUGUCUCUGUAA